Hemibagrus wyckioides is the source of this 1856-nucleotide messenger RNA. RefSeq names its product nuclear prelamin A recognition factor-like (gene ciao3). The record is from RefSeq and is a predicted model, not a curated record. The coding region runs from base 95 to 1528 and encodes 477 amino acids. Lineage: Eukaryota; Metazoa; Chordata; Actinopteri; Siluriformes; Bagridae. The transcript is spliced from 11 exons. Gene Ontology annotation, molecular function: 4 iron, 4 sulfur cluster binding. Gene Ontology annotation, biological process: iron-sulfur cluster assembly. Gene Ontology annotation, cellular component: cytosolic [4Fe-4S] assembly targeting complex.
UCCCUGACUGAAGGGGGAGGAGCCUCCAGAGCUGCCCAUGACCUAAUGUCGUGUUCGGUCUCAUUGUGUUAUUAUUGCAUGGAAGUCAUCCACUAUGGCGUCGCACUUUAGCGGUGUAUUACAACUAACUGAUUUGGAUGAUUUUAUUACACCGUCACAGGAAUGUGUGAAACCUGUGAAAGUGGAGAAGAAGCAGGGGCGAUCUGUGGCCAAAAUCAGAAUUGAGGACGAUGGCUCUUACUUUCAAGUUAAUGAGGAUGGUCAUAUGCAGAAGCUAGAGAAAGCCAAGAUCACUCUGAAUGACUGUCUGGCUUGCAGUGGCUGCAUCACAUCAGCCGAGAGCAUCCUGAUUACUCAGCAGAGUCAUGAAGAGCUAUACCGUGUGCUCCGCCUCAAUAAGCAGAGUAGCAGCAGUGAGCAGAAGCUGGUUGUAGUGUCUGUGUCCCCGCAGUCUCGAGCAUCCCUAGCAACACAGUACUCUCUGAGCAGCAGUGAGGUGGCCAGGAGGCUUACAAAGUUCUUUAAAAAUCUGGGUGUUCAUUAUGUGUUUGACACUGGCUUCAGUCGCACCUUCAGCCUGCUGGAGAGUCAGAGAGAGUUCCUCGAGAGGUUUGCUCGGAAAGAGGAGGACAAGAAAGCCUUGCCCAUGCUGGCCUCUGCCUGCCCUGGUUGGAUCUGCUAUGCUGAGAAAACCCAUGGUGACUUCAUCCUGCCUUACAUCAGCACAACCCGUUCUCCACAACAGAUGAUGGGUUCACUGGUCAAGAGGUUCUUCGCUAGUCAGCAGGGUGUUGAACCGCAAAAGAUUUACCAUGUGACCGUGAUGCCUUGCUAUGACAAGAAACUGGAAGCUUCCAGACCUGAUUUCUACCUUACAGAAGCAGAGACCAGAGAAGUGGACUGUGUCAUUACAUCAGGAGAAGUUCUCAAGAUGUUGGAAGAGGAGGGUGUGUCUCUGAGUGAUAUAGAGCCAGCACCUUUAGACACUAUGUUCAGUAAUGUGUGUGGUGAGGAGUUGUUGUGUCAUGCUGGGAGUGGUUCAGGAGGAUAUCUUCAUCAUGUUUAUACUCACACUGCCAAACAGCUCUUUGGAGUUGAAGUGGAGGAACUUACAUACAAGACCCUCAAAAACAAGGAUUUCCAGGAAGUCAUUCUAGAGAAAGAUGGAGAAGUUCUUCUGCGCUUUGCUGCCACCUACGGCUUCAGGAACAUUCAGAACCUGGUACAGAAGUUAAAGAGAGGAAAGUCACCGUACCAUUUUGUAGAAGUCAUGGCAUGUCCGUCAGGGUGCCUGAACGGAGGUGGUCAGCUGAAGCCUGUAGCAGAUCAGUCUAACAAGGAUCUGCUGCAGCAGGUGGAGGCAGCAUACCGAGCAGAGCAGCUCUCUGUACCUGAAGAGGAUCAGCGCGUCACUGAGCUUUACCACACAUGGCUACAGAAUAUGGGAGAAGGGAAAGCAAGAGAGCUACUUCAUACACAGUAUCACACGGUGGAGAAAAGCACAAACGGACUCACCAUCAAGUGGUGAAGAUCUGAACGCCUGGUGUCUGAAUCAUCUGAAAUCUAUAAAGCAGAAACAUGAUGCAUGGAACACAAUCUACGGCACUGCAAUUCAGGACAAGUGUUGGAGUACUGAGAUCUUGUCAAUCUUCUCAUAUCAUAAAGUACAGUGUUCAUGUGACGUAUCUGCAAAUGAUCAUAUGCACAACAGCAUAACCACUUUCACAAGCUUACAAAGGUCACUUAAUUCUGUGGCUUUGUACUGUGCAACGUUAUUUCAUGACAGUUACUGAAAUAAGACCGAUGCUCCUCAAAGACAUCCGUUUUGAAAUGAAUAAAAUUGGGAAUGUUGGGUA